GUUUGGGAAGUGAGGGUCGCCUUCCUUCCUCCCUCCCUCCUCGCCUCCUUCCUUCCCAAGGCCAGCGCUGCGCCUUCAUCCCGCCGCCGGCGCGGCGCUUCCCACCCACUGCCGGGGCUCCCGCGGGGUUCGGGGAGCCGAUGCGGCGGUCGGAGGGAGGGAGGCUGCGGCUACUGCGGCGGCGGCUCUGCGGGGCGAGGAGCUUCACCUGCGGCUCUGCCUGGCGUAGCCUCUUCGCUCCAUUCACGGCUGCUGUUGCUGCUGCUGGCGCUGUCCGCGGGCGGUGGUGCUGAAGCGCGGCGGCGGCAGCUUUGCAGGCGCUUCACCUGCGGCGGCGGUUGUGCCUGGCGGCGCCUCUGCUACUAUUACUGCUGCUGCUCCGGGCGCUGUCCGAGGGCUGUGGUGCUGAAGUGCGGCGGCGGCAGUCGCCUCCAGCUCAGGAGCUUCCCCAGGCGUGGGGCGGUGGGGGGGGGGAGAAGAUAUAAAGACGCGUCCCCCCCACCUCCUCCUCCUCUCUACCCCCUCCCUCCCGGCUUCCUCCUCCUCCUGGCGGCUUAAGAGAUGCUGGUCCGCUGAGCGGCGGCGGCGCCGACCAUGAGUUCCUCCUCGGUGCGCAAGAGCGAGUCCAAGACGUCCUUACUGCGGACGGGCGGCGGCGGGAGCGGCAGGCGGGCGCCCAGCGAGCCGCAGCCGCGCAGCUCCGGGGGCCGCACCGAAGGCAGCCCCGAGCCCAGCGCCAGGAGGCCCCUGUGCCACCCAGGAGCCGGCGCCACAGUCUCCUCCAACGGCAGCUUGAGGAGGCACCAACAGCAGCAGAAUCGCCUGGGGGAGCCCGACGAGGCGGAGGCGGCUCCGCGGAGACGCGGGAGCGGCCGGGCGCGCGGCUCCUCUCGGAGUGCCAGCCAGGAGGCGGAGAGCGACGGGGUAGCGACGGCGGGUCGGGGGCAGGACUUGGGCGGCAAACGAGCCAGCCGAGAGUCCCUCCAGCUGCCCGACGGAGCGUCCCCCAAAGGCACCUCCAGCGGCAGCGGAGGCGGCGGCAGCAGCAAGAGCUCCGCCGCCUCCAAACCCAGUGCGGAAGUCGACCCACUCUUCCACCAGCUCCACCCCAUCCUCAGCUCGGUCUUUGGCCAGAUCCACCAUGAGGACAAGACAUGCUAUACAGCUGUCCAGACGAGCGAGGAGGGGUCAACAGCCGGGGAGUACCAAGGCCCACUCAUGGUGCUGGCCCAGAACUGCGCUGUGAUGCACAACAUCCUGGGGCCGGCGUGUAUCUUCCUCAGGAAGGGAUUCGCAGAGAACAGGCAGCCAGACAGAGAGCUACGGCCGGAAGAAAUAGAUGAACUGAGAGAAGCCUUCAAGGAGUUUGAUAAGGACAGGGAUGGCUACAUCAACUGCCGAGACCUGGGCAACUGCAUGCGCACCAUGGGCUACAUGCCAACGGAAAUGGAACUCAUUGAGCUCUCUCAGCAGAUCAACAUGAACCAGGGCGGCCACGUAGAUUUUGAUGACUUUGUGGAACUGAUGGGACCAAAGCUUCUGGCAGAGACGGCAGACAUGAUUGGGGUCAAGGAGCUACGCGAUGCCUUCAGGGAGUUCGAUACAAACGGUGAUGGAGAGAUCAGCACCAAUGAACUACGAGAAGCAAUGAAGAAGCUGCUUGGGCAGCAAGUGGGGCACCGGGACAUAGAAGAUAUAAUAAGGGACGUCGACCUGAAUGGAGACGGACGAGUGGAUUUUGAAGAGUUUGUCAGGAUGAUGUCCCGCUGAGUAUGGUUCUUGGGCUGAAAACGAAUCAGCAGCUGAGGGAAGACGAGGACCUGAAUGGAGCGCCCAGCCCCAAUGUUCCUAUGCAAAGGCUGACGCACUGGCUGCGCUCGAGACAGUGCGAGAUGCCAACCUGCCUCUCUGACCCAAAGUGGCCCUGAUGCUCCUUCACCCUUCCACACUGUGAAAAAAGACGAUCUCCAGCAACUGGAAGCGUUCCUGGGUGACGCUGGGCUCCAGGACCAGCCACGUUUGCAAGCGAAGGUGACAACUCUUUCCCUGCCUUGACUCUUCCGGCAAGCACUGCAAAGGUGAAAGAGAAGGAAGGGGUUCUCUCAAACUGGUGGCUUAUGGCAAAAAGCCACCUGGGAUUGGUGCCUGCCACGGAUUGCACUCUUUUCCUUGGUGAAUUGACUAUGUAUUGGCCUCAUGCCUCCUUGUGUUGUUAAUCAUCUGUGUUGAGUUAUUUAUAGCCUCCCCGGAAUGUUCUUGUGUCUCCCUGCGGUUAUGUUAAUGAGAGCAAAUAUACCUUUGAAAUGCAAAACAUAAAUAACAAGAGCAAGA
Molecule: messenger RNA, 2331 nt
Organism: Podarcis raffonei (Aeolian wall lizard)
Lineage: Eukaryota; Metazoa; Chordata; Lepidosauria; Squamata; Lacertidae
Gene: CABP1
Product: calcium binding protein 1
Exons: 7
Coding region: 595-1770 (391 amino acids)
Molecular function (GO): calcium ion binding
Source: RefSeq, a predicted model, not a curated record